Messenger RNA from Solenopsis invicta (red fire ant), 721 nucleotides. Its product is annotated as venom allergen 4-like. The transcript is spliced from 5 exons. Gene Ontology annotation, molecular function: odorant binding. The coding region runs from base 123 to 536 and encodes 137 amino acids. The record is from RefSeq and is a predicted model, not a curated record. Lineage: Eukaryota; Metazoa; Arthropoda; Insecta; Hymenoptera; Formicidae.
UUUUUAUCUGUAAUAUUAUGACCUUUCCAAAAUAUAAAUACGUUGUCGAGGUAUUCUCGAGAUGUUAAAUGAAAAAAGUAUCUCCUGCAACUUCUCAUACUUACAGUUAAAAUAUUUGAAAAAUGAAAACCUUCGUGCUUGUUUCAUGUCUGCUAGUGUUUACGCAGAUAAUUUACGCACUUGAUAUUAAGGAAAUAAGUAUUAUGAAUAGAAUUUUAGAAAAAUGUAUAAGAACAGUACCAAAACGCGAAAAUGAUCCAAUAAAUCCUUUAAAAAAUGUCAAUGUAUUGUAUUGUGCAUUCACUAAGCGUGGCAUAUUUACUCCAAAAGGUGUAAAUACGAAACAAUAUAUUAACUAUUGCGAGAAGACGAUCAUUAGUCCUGCUGAUAUAAAACUGUGCAAGAAAAUUGCUUCUAAAUGCGUAAAGAAAGUGUAUGACCGCCCGGGACCAAUCAUUGAAAGAAGCAAAAAUCUAUUGUCAUGUGUUCUAAAAAAGGGUUUGCUCGAAUUGACAGUGUAUGGCAAAAAUAAAUAAAAUAAGUAAGAAAAAUUUAUUGGAAGUACAAAUGCAACAUAAUUCAACAGUUAUAUUUUACAUUAAUCCUGUAUAAACGAAAUGAAUAUCCAUAUUUCCUUGUAAUUCUAUGUUACUUUUGUAAUUAUUAAUUACAAUUAAUAUGUUGCAUUAACAAUAAAAUAUUGUGCAUGAGAAUAAUCGCA